Molecule: messenger RNA, 4374 nt
Organism: Labrus mixtus (cuckoo wrasse)
Lineage: Eukaryota; Metazoa; Chordata; Actinopteri; Labriformes; Labridae
Product: inhibin beta B chain
Exons: 2
Coding region: 311-1720 (469 amino acids)
Biological process (GO): BMP signaling pathway; SMAD protein signal transduction
Cellular component (GO): extracellular region
Molecular function (GO): cytokine activity; hormone activity; growth factor activity
Source: RefSeq, a predicted model, not a curated record
UUUGAUCGGGAAGAGUGACUGCAGGUUUGCGUGUCCUGCGCAGCUGGCAUGGAGCGGACGAGGAGAACUACCUGUGUUGCGCGUGUCGACUUCGUUGCGUAUACUUUAUCCAUGUCUGUAUCAAAACCAAUCUUAUCCACGUUGACGUUGUUGACGCAAAGCAGCGUCUCAGGUCCUUUUCUAGACGUGUCACUAAAAUGAGUUCGAUUAAUUGAUUUGACUUUCCGUGUCUGUGGUUGUAUGCCAAACCCUGAGAGUGGGUGCGUGUUUUUUGUGUGUAGUUUGAGUGUGUGUGUUGUGUGACAGACAGAUGCCAGUAAUUUCUCGGUGCCCCGAUGCGCUCAUUGGUGCGUCCCUCCAACGUGUCACCAGUUUUGGUGGAUUACCCCAGAUAUCUUCAACCAUCAGGAGGGUGCAACUUCACUCUUUUCUCGCAACUCCUCGCAGUGUCCAGCUGCCAACGAGACACUCUGACAACAUUUGGGAACUUGUGACUUCAAAAAAGAACAACUCAGGGAAAGAUAUUAGAUUCAUUUUUAUUUGUUCUUUUUACGCACGCAGAAUAAAAAUGCAUUUAUUUACUUCAGAGUCCAAGAUGACGCCGUCUUUCUCAGUCCCUGCCUUUCUGUUUUUGGUACCCUUUUUGUUGAAGGGUCUCUGCGUCAGAGGCUCUCCAGGCUGCGCGUCUUGCGGGUUGUCUGCGAUGGAAAAAGACGCAGAGGAAAGGCUGCUGACAGAAAUCGCAAAGCAACAACUUUUGGACAAGCUGCACCUGAAAGAGAGACCAAAUAUCAGUCAGACAGUGCCCCGGGAGGCGCUCCUCACUGCGCUGCGCAAACUGCACUCGGGGCGCGUCAGACAGGAUGGGACUCUUGAGCUAGAGAACAAUAUACCUACCAAAGAUCAAGGCUAUGAAAUAGUGAGCUUUGCAGAUAUAGAUGAUAUGGGGAGUGGUGAUGGAGCUGGUCUUAGUCUUACCUUCCAGUUCCUGCAGGAACGUGGCCAGAGUAUCCAGGUCCUCCAGUCUUCUCUGUGGAUCUACGCCCGCUCCUCCGGGGACCCUAACCGAGAUUCCCGCCUCCCUGCCAGGGUUUUCCUCACCACAGAGGGGGGGGCAUAUGGCUCUAACCGCACCCUGGUGAUAGAAAAAAUGCUGGAGGUCCAGGAGAGUAACUGGCACACCUUCCCUAUCACCCGCACCCUGCAAACCUUCCUGGAUGGAGGCCAGCAUCGUCUACGUCUGGAGGUCAGCUGUGAUGAGGAUGGGAAGAACCUCUGCUCCCUUGACGGCUCUGCUGACAGCCUCCACCAGCCCUUCAUGGUGGCCCAGGUGCAUCUCCGUGAAGACCGCUCCAAGCACUUACUCAGGAAGCGCUCACUGCGCUGUGGGGACGAUGUCACCGUGUGCUGUAAGAGAGACUUCUACAUCAAGUUCAAAGAUAUCCAGUGGCAUGACUGGAUCAUUGCACCCGAAGGCUACCACAUGAACUACUGCAUGGGUCAGUGCCCUCAACACCUGUCUGGCUCACCUGGUAUGGCAUCCUCGUUCCAUGCCACUGUCUUCAGCCAGCUGAAAGUCAACGGCAUUAACACGGCUACAUCUUCAUGUUGUGUUCCCACUGAGCGUCGGCCUCUCUCCAUGGUUUACUUCGACUCGCAGCACAGCAUUGUCAAAAGGGACGUCGUUGAUAUGAUAGUGGAGUCCUGCGGAUGCACAUAAAGGACAGAGUCUUAAAGACAUGAUAUAUUUAACAUUGAUUUGUUUUAACAUAUAAACAACUUUGAAGAUUUAUUUCUCUAUUGCAAAGACAGGAAGUAGAAACUCUUAUGAACAGAAAAGUUGAUAUCAAAGUUUUCUUUGUGGGUUUAAUGACAUCAGGGAAAUAGUGCACUUGAAGAAAAAGAGAUUUUUAUAGAAUAAGCCAAAACUAUGGCGCUCAGGAAUAUUAUAGUGACCAAUAAUACAUAUUUAGAAAGUUUAUAUAUCUAAAAUAUUUUAACAUUUAAUAUAGUUUGUCACAUUAUAAUUUUAAAUGAUAUCUAAAAAUAUUUUUUAUAUGCAGUAUGUAAAUCAAUAUUGAGUGCCUAGAACCGAAUGAAAUGAGUAAGAAUAUACAAUAUAAUGAGAUUGUAAACUCGGUGAGAAUACACACAGAUGUAUAAUGAAGCAUAUGUCAGAGGCAUUCAUUAAAGAGAGGGCAGAAACUAACUAACCAUAGAUCAGGCCAUGGAUCUGGCCGAUUGAAGUCUCACUAUUCUUCCUUUUUUUAAAGAUUUAUUUUUGGGCUUUUUAUGCCUUUAUUGUAGUGAUGGGAUAGUGGAUAGAGUUGGAAAUCAGGGAGAGACAGAGGCGGGAAAGGAGCCACAGGUCGGAUUUGAACCCUGGCCACCCGCUUGGAGGACUAAAGCCUCCGUACAUGGGGCGCGCGGUAAGUCACACUAUUAUAAAUUAAAACGUUUCUAGUGGUCACACAAUAACCGCAAAGAGGUUAUAGUCUGAAGCCUUUACUGUUGUGGAAAGUUAAGGGGUGUUUUUUUGUUUUCGUGUUAUUUAUUUUGUAUUUCAAACUUUUUGAAAGUAUUCAGUUCGAAGUGAAAUGUUUUCUCUUUCUCGGGAAAAUUGGGCAGAACUCAAAACACUUUUAGCUCUAAAGUGAUUUUUGUAAUAGUCACAGUGUCCACGUGCAAUAUAUACACUUGAACUUCUUUAGUUUGAAUACAUUUAUAGUUUGAAUACGUCUUUAUUUGAAUGGCUUACCUGCACCUUUUUCGUAGCCUAACUAAAUGCUGCCAUUUUAAUGCAAGACUUUUAAAGCAAUGAAAGAGAUCUUUGAUUUAAAGUGUGCCUUCUUCCUUAACUCAUAUUGCCAAAGUGCAACUUGUGACAUUGAGUGAUAAUCCAUCGUGGUGUGAAUACCAAAGACUAUGUAUAUCACUUCUAAUUGUUUUUUCUUAUGUGGUUAAUUGUGUAUUUUUAUGUGGACCUGUGACACAGUAUUCAUAAUGACUAUUAUUUGUAUUCUGAAAGUGUGACUUUCUAAAUAACAUCAACUUGGAAGAAGAUGUAAGUCGCAGUUUUAUGACAGUGAACUUAAACCCAGAUAAGAGGUAAUAUCUGCCCUGAGUUCUGUUCUGCAGGUUUUAAAAAAAUGCUUGAUCAGCAUCUCCACUGUAAUAUUUACCAAAGUCGGCUAAUCAGUUGAGUAAUGGCGGCUCUGACAGUAUUUGAACCCCAGGUCAUUUUUUAGCAACGUGAGUAAACUAUUGCUUCAGUGUCAGGUAAUGUGAAGGUCUGUGAGGCAGCUAGGUCACUCAGCAUGUGCUAUUGCACGUUGGCUUUUAUAUCCAAUUUGAAAGUUUUCCAGGAUGAUGUCAAAUUAGGAACUUCCUGCUAAAGGCAAUCUGGGAAUCUAUUUGUCUGAUUUGAAAAUGUCUUCCUACAAUGACCUUUUUUUAAACAGCAUGAAAACAAUGGAAGCUCACAAAGUAAAGAAGUGUGGUAAUGUUUAAGACACAUUUUACAAGGUUUUUCAAAAUUGAAACUGGCAGCAAAGUUUCAAAGUUAAUCUGUCAGAAAAGGGCAUCGCGUGAAUUCAUGUUUGGGAAAAUAUUGUGGAUGAACAACAUUGUCCUUUGUGCCAACUUUAAAGGUAUUACAAUGCUGUAUGAAAUAAGUUCCUAUAAUUUGUGACACUGGCCAUGCCUAUUCUCUGGAUGUAUCGUCCUUCCAUUAUAAACAGGAGAACAUUUUUCUGGUGAUAAUUUCAGAAACGUCCUUAAAUAUUUCUAAAAAAUAUUUAGCAAACUUGUUCCAUCAAUCUCUGUUGCCUCUCAAAGCUGCACUUGUACUAUUUCUUCAGACUUCAAACCAGUGUGAAACCAUUUGAAUGAUAGUUCUUUGUUCAGAAUUUGAUCUUGUAAGCACCAGCUGUCCCAGGACUCAAUGUGACAUUGAGAUGCGUUUGAAACAUAACUUACUUAGCACUUUAUCAUCCUACUGUAUUUUUAGAGGAGAUUUUUUUUUUUGCUUGAAGGUUCUACCACUUAUAACUCAAGUAAGCAUUAACAAAAGAUGGAAAUAGGCUUACAGAAAUCAAACUUUAAUCAGUCUAUUUUCUUCAGCUCUUAGUUGGGUUUAGUAGUGUGGAACUGUGUGUGUUUGCGGAGCAUAAACAUGAUGCAAGAUUCUUCUGCAUACUGUAACUGGUGGAAAUGCAGCCAGGUUUUUGUGUCAAUUGAAAGUUACAAUUAUUGUUUUUAUUUUUAUAUAAUACUAUAUUUUCUGCAUACCGAAUGGGUUUUAAAGCAAUUAAAUAUAAUGUGAUGAAAUUAUAUAAUUGCUGUAUAUUUUUAAUAAAUAAAUAUUUGAACUGU